This is a messenger RNA of Letharia lupina, 1536 nucleotides long. RefSeq lists its product as uncharacterized. Gene Ontology annotation, cellular component: Gtr1-Gtr2 GTPase complex; fungal-type vacuole membrane; nucleus. Gene Ontology annotation, molecular function: GTPase activity; GTP binding. Lineage: Eukaryota; Fungi; Ascomycota; Lecanoromycetes; Lecanorales; Parmeliaceae. Gene Ontology annotation, biological process: cellular response to amino acid stimulus; regulation of autophagy; cellular response to starvation. The record is from RefSeq and is a predicted model, not a curated record. Bases 1 to 1536 code for a protein of 511 amino acids. The transcript has 4 exons.
AUGAACAGCCUUAAGAAACCCCAGAAGAAAAAAGUCCUCCUGAUGGGCAAGUCUGGCUCUGGCAAGUCCUCUAUGCGCAGUAUCAUCUUCAGCAAUUAUGUCGCCAAAGAUGUUCGCCGCCUGGGUGCAACGAUAGAUGUUGAGCACAGUACAGUCAAGUUCCUUGGGAGUCUUAUACUCAACCUCUGGGACUGUGGAGGACAAGACGCCUUCACGGAGACCUACCUAACAUCGCAGAAAUCUCAAACCUUCAGCGACGUGGGCGUCCUCAUCUACGUCUUUGACGUCGAGUCUCGCUCUUUCGAAGGCCACAACCCUCGCGAUCUCCUCACCUACACCGCCGUCAUCUCCGCACUAGCCGAAUACUCCCCCUCCGCGCACGUCUUCGCCCUAGUGCAUAAAAUCGACCUCGUGCAAAACAUAUUCCGAGAUCAAGUGAUCCAGGACCGUACCUUCGCCAUCCAAGAAUACAGCGGCGUUUUUAGGAAAGGCUUGAAGGUGUAUGGCACGACCAUAUGGGAUCAGAGCUUGUACAAGGCGUGGGGGGAUAUUGUGAAAUCUUUGGUUCCCAAUUUGCACAUCAUAGACGGGUAUCUGCACGAUCUAGCCAAGGAAACAAGCGCAGAGGAGAUUAUACUGUUCGAACGAGCAACGUUUCUGACAGUCACGAACGUGACAAGUGAGUUAGGCGAGCGUAACCCGUACAGUGAUCGCCAGGAACGGUUGAGCAAUGUCAUCAAGACGUUUAAGCAUUCGCUUUCGAAGUACACCCACUCGUCAACGGCAUCCCAUCCAUUCGCUGAGAUCGCCAUCAAGGCACCGCGGUUCAACUUGAUCCUGGCGCGAUUGACGAAUAACACCUAUGUGCUUGUCAUUCUGCCGCCUGGGGAUUUAGAAAUCGAGUUGUCGCGGUUCAACAUCAUGGCUGCUAAGGAUCGCGGAUCAAAGUUGAAGGAGCACAUGCCAGGUUGCGAGAUCUCCAUUCUCUCUGCUGGCGAGACUUGCGGCAAAUGUCCCUUGUAUCUCAUCCAGACUUUCGUCUUCGACACACCAACGACGACUCCCGGUCUUCCAAGAUUCUUCUUCUCCAGACACCCAUAUCUCUAUCGCACCACCAGCCAUACAGCAAGGCUGCCUCACGGCGCCACCAAUUACCCCAUGGAAUCAGUAGUCGAAACCUACGCCAUCCUUCUCAAACGCUUGGCUCAUGUCGUCUAUGACCUCUUCACCACUCUGGGAUGCAUCAUGCUGUACAUUACCGUCCUGGCUGCCUUUUCGAACGUCUAUCUGUCAGCCACAUUCUACAUCACUGUGACAUCGCUCAUCAGCAUGACUCCACAGCACGAAGCGAACUCAGACAAUCUGCGUGCAGCGGCGGAAGUGCAAAGUGGCCUCCCUGAUGAAGCUAAUGCUGUUACUGUGGAUCAAUCUCUGGCCGGUAUUUCAAACGGAUUUUCAGCGAGUACUACCGCCAGCAAAGUUGACAGCCAUGUUCACGUCAUCCCAACCGAGUUUCUGUCGGCAAUUCCUCCAUAA